AAUGAUAAUAAUAAUCUGAGUCAAAUCCGCAUCUGUUUUCGCUUUCCUUGCUCCAUCGACGCCAACCCCAUUACCCCAACCUUUUUCAGAUCAAACACUUACCAUUUCUCUAUAAUUUAGUCUCCGAUUGCCACCCCAAGUCCACUUUCUUUUAUAUAACUAUUCCGACGCGGAUUUCUCUGGUUGCGCGUUCAAGAUUCAGCCCUCUCUGCUUUUGUAUUGGAUCUGAUACCCCCUCUCCUCUCACUCGGCCUUCGCCUUCUCCUCAGUCGGCGAAGAAGAACCCGCUGCUACAAUUUGCUCCUAUCGCCUCUUUCAGCUCAAGAUCGACGCCCCAUUUGAGUUCUGAUUCACACCCAGAUAUAUCUUUGAUCCAAUGGCGGUUGCCGUCAGAGGAGGCCGAGGAUCAGGCCUGGGUGGAUUCAGCCUCCGUAGCUUCUUCUCCUACCGGAUCUUCGUCUCUGCUAUCUUCACCCUCCUCUUUUUUGCAACGCUUACCGUGCUUCUGAGUACCAAUCCUUCCACGACGCAGGAUGACUCUGCGCUUCCUACAACUGGUAAUGCCUACGUCCAUCGUACCUUUUUGGCCUUACAAUCUGACCCACUUAGGACACGAUUGGAUUUGAUAUACAGGCAAGCUAACGAUCACAUAACACUUGUGAAUGCGUAUGCCGCAUAUGCGAGGAAGCUCAAGCUUGAAAUUUCUAGGCAGUUGAGGAUGUUUGAUGAAUUGGCACAAAAUUUUUCGGAUAUUUCGCUAAGGCCAACGUAUCGAGCAUCUCUGUUUGAGUCAGAUGGGCCGGUCGAUGAGGACGUUCUGAAGCAGUUUGAGAAAGAGGUGAAGGAUAGGGUAAAAAUUGCGAGAUUAAUAAUGGGAGAGGCAAAAGAGAAUUACGAUAAUCAAUUAAAGAUUCAGAAGUUGAAGGAUACCAUAUUUGCCGUUAAUGAGUCUCUUACAAAGGCAAAGAAGAAUGGGGCUAUAGCAAGCUUAAUUGCCGCCAGAUCAGUUCCUAAGAGCUUGCAUUGUUUGGCAAUGAGGCUAAUGGGAGAGAGGAUCUUAAAUCCAGAGAAAUAUAGGGAGGAGGAACCUGAGCCAGAGUUUGAAGACCCCAGUUUGUACCAUUAUGCAAUAUUUUCAAAUAAUGUGAUAGCUGUCUCAGUGGUGGUGAGAUCUGUGGUAAAGAAUGCAGCAGAACCAUGGAAGCAUGUUUUUCAUGUGGUUACAGACAGAAUGAAUGUUGCUGCGAUGAAGGUUUGGUUCAAGAUGAGGCCAGUUGAAGGAGGUGCACAUUUGGAAGUAAAGGCUGUAGAAGAAUACACAUUCUUAAAUUCAUCAUAUGUCCCAGUGUUGAGGCAAUAUGAGUCAGCAAAACUGCAGGAGUUUGAGAAUCGGGCUGAGAACAUAACAGAAGAUGCUCUGUUGAGAUCUAAACACAUGUCCCUGUUGAGUCACCUACGAUUCUAUUUGCCAGAGAUGUACCCUAAAUUGCAUAAAAUCUUAUUAUUGGAUGAUGAUGUUGUGGUUCAGAAAGACUUGACAGGUUUGUGGAAGAUUGAUUUAGAUGGUAAGGUGAAUGGUGCUGUGGAGACCUGCUUUGGCCCCUUCCACAGAUAUGCCCAAUACUUGAAUUUUUCUCAUCCCUUAAUCAAGGAGAGAUUCAAUCCAAAAGCCUGCGCUUGGGCUUUUGGAAUGAAUAUAUUUGAUCUUGAUGCUUGGAGGAGUGAAAAGUGCACAGAUCAGUACCAUUACUGGCAGAAAAUGAAUGAAGACGGAACAUUGUGGACAUUGGGGUUGCUUCCACCCGGUCUGAUUACCUUCUACUCCGCAACCAAGUCACUGGACAAAUCCUGGCAUGUGCUUGGGCUAGGAUUCAAUCCCAGUAUUAGCAUGGAUGAGAUCAACAAUGCUGCCGUCAUUCAUUACAGCGGAAACAUGAAACCUUGGCUUGAUAUUGCUUUGAACCAAUAUAAAAAUCUUUGGACCAAGUACGUGGACAAUGAUAUGGAAUUUGUGCAGAUGUGCAAUUUUGGCCUCUAGUUGAGUUAACCAGAUGCUCGAAGUAUCAACGACUAUUUACUGUGUUCCUUCAGAAUUUUGGAUGCCAUGUCAACAGCCUUCAGAGCAAAGCUCUGUGUUGAUGCCACCUGAUGAUUCCGUAGAUUUUAAUCUUCAGAUGGCGAGCUUUAAGUAUGAAAAAUUGGAUUGGAAAUUGUACACGUAGUAUUAUUCUUUUUAUUUGAGCCUCUUUAGUAUUUCUUUAUCUGCUGAUGACAAAGCGCAACUCUUCACCUUUUCUUUUAAUACCCCUCCAAGACGGGCAUUCUUGUUUUCUUCUGAAUGUAUCUUUACUUUGUGUCCGUAGUUGAUAAAAUUACAUGCCACACAGGAAGGUCUUUUGGAAGCGUGCAUCGUCUACACUCUGCUCUGAUGGUGUAUCUGUUUAGAAUAAAAUGUUAACAUUUCAACAGGAUAAGUAGUUUUGGCUU
Neltuma alba is the source of this 2487-nucleotide messenger RNA. RefSeq names its product probable galacturonosyltransferase 9. The transcript has 3 exons. The record is from RefSeq and is a predicted model, not a curated record. Gene Ontology annotation, molecular function: polygalacturonate 4-alpha-galacturonosyltransferase activity. The coding region runs from base 377 to 2038 and encodes 553 amino acids. NCBI's taxonomy places the organism in Eukaryota, Viridiplantae, Streptophyta, Magnoliopsida, Fabales, Fabaceae.